Messenger RNA from Homalodisca vitripennis (glassy-winged sharpshooter), 10682 nucleotides. RefSeq names its product probable E3 ubiquitin-protein ligase HERC1. The record is from RefSeq and is a predicted model, not a curated record. Gene Ontology annotation, molecular function: protein binding. NCBI's taxonomy places the organism in Eukaryota, Metazoa, Arthropoda, Insecta, Hemiptera, Cicadellidae.
UUGAAGGAGAGACUCGUGGGGAGACUUGUGACUCUCAGCUGAUUCCUGAACAUACCCCUACAGGGUCUCAAGCUCUGCUGGAGAUAGCAGUCCGCUCAGGGUUAUCUCUCAUCUUCGCCUUGCUGCGUCAGAGUUGGGGAGAUACCGGAAUCUCAGGAGGCCCCAACAUCUGCUGUGAAAUGCUGACCAGUGCCUUGACCGUGGUGAGAAGUCUGCCUCCUUUGUCCUUGGCCAACGAGAACCACAUUUCUGGACUGGGCGCAGAGACCCUUUCCCAGGUGGCGGAGUUCCUUACUCAAAUGGCUGUGCCUUCAUCAGGCGCAAACAUCAAAGGUCAGCUGUUAGCCAGUGAGCUACUGUUGGGGCUCGCCGUACAGAGGGGUUCUCUGCGCCACCUGCUGGAGUGGGUCCGCAUGGCACUGGAAAGCGGAGGAAACAUCGGUACUCAAGAGUUCCUCACCAUUCUGCGCCAGAUGAGGGCCAUCACCGCCAGCGGCUCACAAAACUUCCUCUACACCGUCUCCCAACCCACACUGCCUCUCUACAAAGCUGCCAUCAUGCUCACCGAUGAGUUGGUGAGGCUGGCAUGUGACUAUACGCAUUGCGAAGGCGAGGCUUGUACCACAGAGUCGGCACUGCCUCAAGAGAAGUGUGAGGUCUACGUGUGGGGCAGCAACACCUCCCACCAGCUAGCCAAGAAAAACCAGGAAAAGAUAUUGGUUCCCAAACUGGCUCGGGCUUUCCAGAACGUCCAACAGGUAGAGGCAGGUCAGUACUGUACAUUUGUGAUCCACACAAGCGGGGAGGUGAGUGCGUGCGGCAAGGGUAGCUACGGCCGUCUGGGCCUAGGAGACUCAAACAAUCAGCCCAAGCCCAAGCGUCUGGAGGUAUCCGAGAAGAUGAAGCGCCUGUCGUCCUCCAAGGGGAGUGAUGGCCACACUCUCGCACUCACAGAGGAAGGCUCCGUGUACAGUUGGGGUGAUGGUGACUACGGGAAGCUGGGCCACGGCAUGAAUACAACUCAAAAGCAGCCGAAGCUUAUCGAUGCCAGCCCAUUCAGCAGCAAGGUGGUGACGCACAUCAGCGCUGGCUAUCGGCACAGUGCUGCAGUCACAGCUGAUGGCGAACUGUACACUUGGGGCGAGGGUGACCAUGGCAGACUGGGCCAUGGGGAUGGCAACAGUCGCAAUGUACCGACACUGGUGCGAGAUAUUAACGGUGUUGGCUCGGUAUCGUGUGGUGCAGCACACACACUGGCGCUGUCGGCCGACGGCAAGACUGUUUGGGCUUUUGGCUCAGGGGACCAAGGCAAGCUCGGGCAUGGUGAUACAGCGCGUGUCCCCCGACCCAAGGUUGUAGAGGCUCUGCUGGGGGUCUACGUACGCAAAGUAGCUGCAGGCAGUCAAUUCAGCUUGGCGCUUACGUCCAAUGGACAGGUGCUGGCGUGGGGCAGCAGUGCUUGUCUAGGCUGUGGUGGUCCAGACGCCACCUCACUGACUCCGCGACUGAUAGACGACCUGGCCGGUCUACGAGUGGUGGACAUUUCCACGGGUGACUCACAUUGCCUGGCUUUAACGCAUGACUGUGAGGUGUUCGCUUGGGGAAACAACGCCAUGGGGCAAUGUGGCCAGGGCCACUCAACUAGUCCUGUGGUGCGACCCCGCAGAGUCCUAGGGCUGGACGGAGUCAAGAUUCACCAGAUCUCUGCAGGCACCUCACACUCGGUCGUGUGGACCUCACUGCCAACGGAUAGAUCAGUGAUCACUUGGCAUCGCCCGUUCUGUGUCGAUCUGCAGGAAGCCUCGUUCUCCCUGAUGCGUUCAUUCCUAGAGAAAUAUUGCGACAGUUUCCAGUACGAAGACCCACCAUCGCCUUUCUUAACCAGCAAAGAACACGAGCAAUUUGUAAGACUUUGCCUGAAGCUGCUGUGUGCUCACCUAUCCCUGGCCACUUCUGGCGCCAACGCCUCGCCAACAGUCCUUGGUGACCAGACGGCCGCCCUCAGGAACUUACUGUUCAGACUGGUCGAUGUCGCAACUCCAGCUAGUGUAGAGUCCGUGGUGACCGAAUGUCUGGCUGUGGGUGCUCCGUUAUUGUUGCCACCCCUCCAGGAGCGACUGGCACUGCUACAAACCAUGCUGCCUCACACCUCCCACCUCUCCAAGGGACAGAGAAUGCUGCUAGGUAUCAUAGUGUCCAGCCUAGAGGAACACUCCCAACUGUCGACGUUGCUGGGUUACAAGCGAGCGGAUACCGAGGACAAGACAGAACACGACCUAGCUCUGACCGAGACACUCAUGAGUACCUUGCUGGACAAUCUGCACCGGAUGAUGCUGGAGGUGUUGAGUGCAGUGGAGACGGAGUUGUCGAGUGGGUCAGAAGUUCAGUGGCAUGUUCCCUGUGUUGGUGGCAACCAUCUUUACGAUUUGCUAGCGUCCCUGCAGACGCAUCUACUGGCCUUCUGUGUCAGCAAUCUCCAUGAGCAUGAGUCACCCAGUAUGGCGUUAACACAGAGACACUUGGCGGAGCUGUUACCUUUAGCCAGUGACAUCUACGCCCGCACAGCCAGCCUGCUCACCCGCUUUCCAGACGCUUCCUACAGGAUCCACAGUGCAGUGUAUGAUUCACCGGCGGGAGCAAUGCUGUUCCACACAAUCCACUGUCUACUUUUGCUACCAAUUGGUCAGGUUCAGCCACUCUUCCACCAACUACUUCUUACAGUCCGACACAUGGACCGACUUAACUCCUGCCUCCCCACGCCUCUCAACAACUCCUCAGAGGCAAACACUCCCACUGUGGAAUCGACAAGUCCGGACUCGUGGCUAUGGCUGGUGGACCUGGAACGGGCCUGCAGUCUGCUGGCGGGCCGCUGUCUCAAUGGCCAACUGGUGGGGCCCCCCGCCUCCUUCGAGGAACGUGAGACCCUUUACUGGCUCAACAGUGGGCUGUUGUCUCACGGCCUUGACCUGUCGGACACGGAUGACAUGGGAUCAGCAUUGAAGGUGAUGGCUCACAGUCUGCUCAACAAGGAUGAACAAAUGGAUUUGGAUGUGUUCAUGAAAAUGCCUCUACAUUUACGCAACAUCAUUGAAGCCUGCAUAAAUGCAACAAUAUCCAAGGGACGUGGCAAAGCUCUAGAGGAUGAGGUACCUGGUGUGUUCUUGUUUGCUGGCCUCCAAGAAUUUGCUGCCCUCAAUGACUGGGUGACUGUGGAAGAUGAACACCGCCUCGAGAUGACCUGCAACUUCUUCCUCAUCACGCUGGCCAAACACUGCGGCAUCCACUUGUACAACUCAUCAAAGGUGGAGGAAGCAGUUCUCCAGGAAGUAUUUGCGUUCGUACAGCAGCUAAGACAGAAGGUGAUAUCCGGCCGAGGCACUACCAGGGCUGUAGACCCAGACGACAGCUUCUACGAUAGCAACGUCUCCACCAACACACAGCUGGACGAGAGCUCAGAAGGGGACAUGUCAAGUCGGUGUCGCAGUGUCAUCGAGCGUUGUCUUUUCCUGCUGACGGUUCAAGGCCCUAAGGAGACAGGAGUGGCUGGACAGAGCCAAUCAGAUGUGCUGGACCAGCUCAGACGGACCUGUUCCUUGGCUCUGGAAUUUGUGACGAGCGAGAGCCAGGAAGGUACAGUGCUUGGUCCCUCGGACAAUCCCCGGGGCAUAGUCACUUCCCCUGCCCUUCUCUACACAGCCAUGCAGCACCAGCAGCUCCGAGCGGAGAUGCGGUUUCUUGCACUCAACCAGAUAUUGGAAUUAAUGAAAACUCUCGAAGGCUCCGACAGUGAGAAGUCAAAAGAAGAAGAUAGUGCAGAAGAAAAAGAGUCAAAAGAACCACCGGUCCUUCUAAAUUGUCUCCACGAACAGCUAAUCUGUGGAUGUUUCGGGCUCUGUGAGGAGGUCAGUAUAUCACAGCUAAGUCAUUACCUGGACCUGAUCUAUACGGCACCUUCCACACUGCAGGAGCAGGUCACCACAACUGUCCACCAGAUAUACAGCAUCAUGGUGUCCUCUCUCAGGCACAGACUUCUCAAACUGGACUCAUACAAUCAAGAGCAGCUGCAGAUGUUAACGGUGUUUGUACUGAGCCUGAGGUACCGUCCGCAGGACGUCUGCCAUGCUGUGGACUGUGGCCUACUCUCUGUAAUACAGGACUGUGUUGUACACCAGUCUCACUUGACCAGCCGUGAUUCUAGCCUCACGCAGGCCUUCACGCAACUCUUACAUAUCCUGGCAGUCUCGUGUGUCAUCCAUUCCGACAAGCUGGACGUCUCUGUGGUGGAGAGCAUAAUCCAGGUACUACACUCUCACCUGGACUCUCUCCUCUCCCUGACACAACCAUCCAGGCAAGAUGAACUGGCCAGUGGAGAACUACGGUGGGUAGAGCACAGUCUCGGAGAGCUGCUAUCAUUCACUCUGUUGUCUCUGAGCAACAACACCAAGGUCGCAUGGUUGCUGGCCUCGUACGAGUGGACCCGCUCACUGCUCUCCGUAGUCGGAGUGGGGACGGACCAGCUGCCCCGCCUGUCUGCUCUCACCCCUCGCCUACUGGCCCUGCAACUCCUCACUUCCGUCCUGCCCCGCCGAGCACUCCACACUGAGUUCCGGCAACAGAUCGUACGGGAGCUGUUCUGUCAACUGGCUGCCAACAUGUGGGAGAUACCACAGGCUGUGGCCGAGAAGCAGGCUCUGAUACGUGAGGCGGAGCUCGAUAAACAACUAGAGAGACUUACCAGCCCCAUGCUAGGGGAGGCAGUGUUUGAGUGCGAAGUGGAGGAAGAUAACCUGCCAGUCCAGGAUACGGGAUUUGACCCGGAGAAAUGCCUCUGUUGCUCUAUAGAAGGCGGCCAUACACUGGUGCACACUCCGGGGGGCCGGGGCUACGGUCUCGGCACCACUGCCAUCUACAGCGGUUGCUACCAAUGGAAGCUGCUGAUGGUGAAGGAGCACAAGGGCAAUGAAGGAACCUGCAUUGGAGUCAGCCGAUGGCCCGUGAAAGAUUACGGACAUCGCACCACGUCGGAUAUGUGGUUGUACAGAGCUUACAGUGGUAACCUAUACCAUGGCGGCGAACACAAUUUAACUCUGCCGAGCUUCACGCAAGGUGACUACAUCACUGUGGUGUUGGACUUGGAUGCCAGGACACUCAGUUUUGGCAAGAACGGCGAUGAACCCAUCCUUGCUUUCCAGGACAUAGAGACCACAACACCACUCUAUCCUUGCGUCAUCUUCUAUAGCACUAACCCUGGCGAGAAGGUGAAGCUGACCGACAUGCAGGUGAGGGACUCGCCCAGGGACCUGCUGCCCGGAGAUCCCCAGUGUGCACCCCUUCCUGUCAUCAUGGCCGAGGCCUACAUACAUCUCAUUCGACACCUGCAUGCCUCCGACGCCUGGACCAGUCAAGUAAACGAAUGUCUAAUGGAACGACUUGGACAAGCAAAGGAUCUUCUGCCUGAGAAUACCUGCUCUGGACCCUCAGUUGCAGAUCGUCAGCAAGACACAGAAGACAAUGGAAGUUCUUCCGCUCCAGCGCCAGAUUUGGAACAGCUGUGUAAGGAAGUGUGGCCGGCGAUGGCUGUGAUCGGGGGUCAGGACAGAGGACUCAGGGUCGGUGGCCACUGCGUAGAGAAGGCCUCAGGCCGACGGGCUUCCGUCCUGGGCACUCUCAAGCGCGGCCUGUCCUCGGUCAAACUGCUGUGGGACGAUGGUGACGGCGAGAUCAGUGAUGGUCUGCUUAACGGGCUGGAGGCUUGCGAACCGUUCCCCUUCUCCUGUAACAAGUUGGGACCUGUCUCGCCAGACAUUUGGCUCAGCAUCAUCAAACUGACAGGUCUCACUGGACAUCUGAAAAUGCCAGAAGUGUCGCUUUCACCAACUGAGUGGGAGGCAGUAGAUGCGCGGAGACGUCAAUCGUCAGCAUCGCACUCCGUUGUGCAAUCCGUAGAGUCACUGACACACCAGAUGGUGACCAGCAUUAUCGGUGAGGUGACUCGACGUGGCAGCGGGGACCACACUAUAGCCGACCCCUCUGACAGCUCGGACAGGGAGUUUGUACAGCAGUCCCUAACAGCCAGGUUAGCCAAUGAGAAACUGCUUUCGUGUGAAGCGACUGCUAUCCAGGUAACCUGUGUGCAGAUGUCGGCACUGAAGACCAUGACCACACUGCUAUCCUCGAGCCAGUAUACAGAGCUGCUACUGGUACCCAAGUCAACAUUCAGCCCUCCGUCAAAAGAAGAAGAUCAGAACUGCGAAGGGUUGGAGUCAACUGCCACCAAAGAGCCCAGGGACCAAGACGAGGGUACUCUGAGAGAAGCGCUCCGAUAUAUCCUCAGAUGUUUGGUGGAGAAAGCAGUGGCUCUAUGUGAUCUGCCACAGUUGGCAUCACUGGAGGAACUGGAACGUGCAUUCAGUAUGUUACACAGCGAACACACUCGUGCGCGGGCACACCACAAACAUCGCAUCGACACGUUGGAGGCUCGGGUGCGAGGACUCAACAACACUCGGCCAAAUAGUCAGGAGACCAGUCAGGUUGUGCGUCAACAGCAGGGCCCAACUUAUCUACCCUCGUUGUCCCGUAUGGCCCAGAAGGUGUCUCCAGUGAUCCCCCCCACCAAGCUUCUCCCUCUCUCUCUGCCUCCUCUCGGCUCCCCCCAGCUAGAGAAGGCUAUGCCCCCCACCCCUGCCAAACCCAGGCACAGUCUGCAUCGCUCACCCUCGCCCCCCCACCCCCUCAUAGCUGCCCCUCUACUCGAGAUGGGCUUCUCACUGAAACACGUCCAGAAGGCCAUCAACGCCAUCGGAGGUAGCACCGACAUCGGUUCCACCACGGUGAAUCAAUUGGCCACCUGGAUGAUAGAGCAUCCUUGCAUAGAGUCAGACAUCAUAGAGACAGACUCCAUGGGGAGCAGCGAGCAGGAGCAGUGUCAGCGUUACGACCCAAGCAGACUGUACCUGGCUGAUGACAUAGUGGGGCCGGUGGGCACUCGGCGAGGUUGUGGUCCCACGCGGCGGCGACCCGGCUCCGAUAUCCGCAGUUACUUGGCAGACCGGACAGAACUGGAGAGGGACCGAGAGCGAGACAGAGAAAGAGAACAUGUGCGAGGGGAGGCGGAGCCUCUCUACCUACAGAACACUCAGAGUCUCUUCGAGAUCGCUUCCAUCCAGGGAUUUGGGCUGCUGGGGCAGUUUGUGACAGAGCCGAGCACGCUGUGUGCACUGUGCCAGCAGACAUCACAUCAGUUGUCUAGCCACAUGACUGCGGCUCACCCGGGCUGCGGAGCACUCUCAGGAGGCAGUUACUGCGGCAACAUGGUUUCCAACAAGUAUCUGUUGUGCAUCGAGUGUCAGACAGAAUACAAGAGAGUGGGCAACAAGUCCGAAAACUCCCAGAACCACACCUGGGCAGACUUUCUAGCCCCCACCACAAGUUAUAGCCAAGAGACCAGCCUGGUGUGGGAAGAGCCAGCCGAUGUGCCCUCAUUGGAAGCUCUGUAUCACAAUUUCCAGUCCCCCACCCAGUCACUGGUGUCCCCUGGCGGGGUGGUCCGCUCUCCUGACCCGCUCGGAGCUUCAGCGGUCCCAUCUGUCAGUGAGACGACUAAGCAGAACGGUGGUAGCAUUGAGGGUAAGAAGGCUGGUUGGGUGUUGGCAGAACAAGCCGCCCAACUAAAGACGCCGCAGGAACGCAUUACAGCACUGCAGAGAGUUGCGCACGCAGCGCAGGUCACCACAGCACGAUCUCUGGUCAUUAACGUGCUCUCGCUGCUGGCCGCCAGUGGUACGACCUGCUGCCUGUCGUCCGGGCUGAGUGGGAUCGGACUGACAGAUGUGCGGAAGAUCAUUCACCUGAUGGGACUGGUAGGCGGGGGUCGAGUGGACGCUAGCAACAGCCCAUCGUCCCCGGCCCAAUCUCUGUCUUGUCUCACUGCGUGUCUCACAGCCAUUGCACACAAUGACCCCUCUGCCUCACAGCGUGUCAUCCUCAUGUGCGCUCAGGACCUGCUGAAAGUGGCGGCUAAAGGUGUCCCUGAGAGUCCAGGUUUCGCUCAGUCCAGUUUCUCUGUGACCCAGGCUCUUGUAGCUCUGCUCGCCUCAAAUGGAGGCUUUUCGCUCACCAGCCCUCAACCAGGGGUGGAAGACAAGGCCAGUCCCAACACACUCAGCCCAUUGUUGUUGCCCAAUGCCCUUGCUGCCUGCAUCCUGACGUGCCGACUGUCCCAUGUGUACAAGGAGUGGGCAGCUCAUCAGCUGGUAAAGUGCCUCUACAGCUGUGAGCAGAAGGUGGACAGUCUCAGCAUGACAGACCUUACGGCAGUCUUAUCUCUCAGCGAUGUCACGGUGCUUGAAGGACACGAGAACCGAGUGACCUCCACUACAUGGCACUCGGACAGAGCACUGCUGGCUUCAUGUGGCUACGACAGUACGGUGAGAGUGUGGUGUCCGGCCGGGGGCAGUCUGGAGCAGACAUUAGUGUUCCACAAGUCAGAACAUGUCUACGGGCGACAGCUCAACGGCGAACUGAUCAGUCAGCUGGGAUGGUCACCCUCCGGCCGUUACCUGUCUGCUGCCAUGGAGAACAUUAUCAACAUCUGGCAUCUUCCUGGUAACAACGGAGCCAAGGUGGACACCCAGAACUUUGUGAUUGACAGUCAGCCAGUAUGGAUAACUGCUCUGUGCUGGCCGAAGGUGUGUAACGGAGGAAGCCAGCAGGAGUGUCUGCUGAUCGGCCGAGUCAAUGGCACAGUCGCCAUGAUGACCUCGCAGCAGGGUGCCUGGCACACUGACGAACUGAUCAACUGCUCUCUAUCCUUCUCGUCUGUGAGUCACCUAGCGUGGCAAGACGAGGAGAAACACUUUGCGGUUGGAUUCACGGACGGCACACUCAAGAUCUCCCACAAGAAUCAGAACGUCGAGACGGCCACCAUUUCUGCUCACGCGAGUGGUAUCUGCUGUCUGGAGUGGGAUCCUUACAACGAAUACCUGGCCACCUGCGCUACCGGAGACAGCUACUGCUACGUCUGGACUGUUGAGGACUCUGAGUGGAAGUGUGUUCACGACCUCGCCCACUCCUAUCAUCCUGCGUCUGUCGCAUGGUCACCCAUUGUAGGACACAACCAACAACGGAUACUCUGUGUGGGUACAGUGUACGGGGUGAUUAACGUAUGGACUCUGCCAGAGCUACGAGUGCUGCACACCAUGCAAGGUCACAUGUACAGUCCUGUCACCUCGCUCAGUGUGGAUAAAAAUGGCCUGCUACUCGCUUCAGGAUGUUUCAAGGGGAUGAGUGGACUAGUGAAUAUAUGGAGCCUCCAGGACGCAAGCCUGCUGCAGACCCAGACCGGACCCGGUGGUGUCCACAGCCUUACCUGGGUCUCCGAUGUUGGGUUGGCAGUCUGCUUUGUCCGGUCCAAGGAUAUCAACAUCAUCCAGUACCGUGCAAGUGUGUGUGGUAAGGACCGUGUGCUGGCAGCGUGUCGUGGUGCGCUCCUAGCUCGUGGUGUCUCUGGUCUGCAGAGUGUCCCCUGCCUGCGCUCACUAUUGAGUGCGCUGCCUGCUCUCGUGUUAGAGUUGUGGCGCAGCGAGCGACCGGCCGUGGUGAGCGGAGACCGUCUCACCUACAGCGACCACCUCAAGUGCCUGGUGUCCCUGGUGCUAGCCUUGCGGCUGGACCAUGUGCUGUGUUACCGUCAGGCUCCGCCCAACACAGCGGAAUCUCAUGCUCUCGAACCAGACUGGACGUGGCUGCACGUACUGAGUGUUGCGGCCCAGACAGCAAAGGCUCUUGUCUCUCGGACGCCUCUGCCGCAACAGUUCCUGCAGUGGAAGUGCGAAGAUAGAGUCCAGUUAGAGGAAGAGUGGACAGACAACGAGGCAUGGAGUUAUGAGACGGACGUGCAGCUGAUGGCAUGGAUGACGCAGUGCCCCCAGGACUGGCAAGUGGGCGGGAAGUGCGAGGCUUACCUGUGGGGCAGUGGACGCCAUGGUCAGCUAGCCGAGACAGGCCACAGCUCGCAGGUACCAACGCUGACAGAAUCAUUCUCAGCGGCACAGCAGAUAGUGUGCGGCCAGAACUGCACAUUCGUAGUGCAGACUAACGGCACAGUGCUCAGCUGCGGGGAAGGCAGCUACGGUCGGCUCGGCCAGGGUCACUCCGAGGACCUUCACUCUCUCUCCGUAAUCUCUGCGCUGCAAGGAUUCGUCAUUGUAGAGGUUGCAACAUCAUGUGGCUCAGACGGCCACAGCCUAGCGCUAGCUGAGAGCGGAGAGGUGUUUUCAUGGGGCGAUGGAGAUUACGGAAAGUUGGGGCAUGGAAAUAGCGACCGACAACGUCGGCCACGGCAGAUAGAAGCUCUCCAAGGCGAAGACGUAGUUCAGGUGGCUUGUGGGUUCAAGCACAGUGCAGUUGUGACAAGUGACGGAAAGCUUUUUACAUUUGGCAAUGGAGAUUACGGGCGACUGGGCCACGGCACCACCUGCAACAAGAAGCUGCCAGAGUGUGUGGGCGCACUGGUGGGCGUGGAGGUGGGACAGGUGGCGUGUGGACUGAACCACACAGUGGUGGUGGCAGCCAACGGUGCAGCCGUGUGGGCCUUCGGUGACGGAGACAACGGCAAGUUGGGUCUGGGCCACAACACCACCAAAGGAAUACCACAGGUUAAAUUAUAAUGUAAUUCGGCUACU